CCUUUGGCGGGCAGCGUGGUGGUGGUGCGCAUGCGCUGGAUGCCCGCGGAUGCCCGGUUGUGUUCCACAGGCGGUGGUGGCAAUCGCAAAGGCAAGAGCAAGAAAUGGCGGCAGAUGCUUCAGUUCCCCCACAUCAGCCAGUGUGAGGAGCUGCGGCUCAACCUUGAGCGAGACUACCACAGCCUGUGUGAACGGCAGCCCAUUGGGCGCCUGCUUUUCCGGGAGUUCUGCGCCACGAGGCCCGAGCUGACCCGCUGCACUGCCUUUCUGGAUGGGGUGGCCGAGUACGAAGUGACCCCCGAUGACAAGAGGAAGGCAUGCGGGCGGCGGCUCAUGCAGAAUUUUCUGAGCCAUACGGGUCCUGACCUCAUCCCCGAGGUCCCUCGGCAGUUGGUCACUAAUUGUGCUCAGCGGCUGGAGCAGGGACCUUGUAAAGACCUCUUCCAGGAGCUGACCCGGCUGACCCAUGAGUACCUAAGCGUGGCCCCUUUUGCUGACUACCUCGAUAGCAUCUACUUCAAUCGUUUUCUGCAGUGGAAAUGGCUGGAAAGGAGGUGGGUGGCUUUUGACCCUGCCCUUCUCUCCUCCAGGGACCUGAAGCCGGAGAACAUCUUGCUGGAUGACCACGGCCACAUUCGCAUCUCUGACCUGGGGCUGGCUGUGCACGUGCCCGACGGUCAGACCAUCAAGGGUCGCGUGGGGACCGUGGGCUACAUGGCUCCAGAGGUGGUAAAGAACGAGCGGUACACGUUCAGCCCUGACUGGUGGGCGCUGGGCUGCCUGCUGUACGAGAUGAUCGCCGGCCAGUCGCCCUUCCAGCAGAGGAAGAAAAAGAUCAAGCGGGAGGAGGUGGAGAGGCUGGUCAAGGAGGUGCCCGAGGAAUAUUCGGAGCGCUUUUCCCCGCAAGCCCGCUCGCUCUGCUCCCAGCUCCUCAGCAAGGACCCUGCCGAGCGCCUGGGGUGUCGUGGGGGUGGCGCCCGAGAAGUGAAGGAACACCCCCUGUUCAAGAAACUGAACUUCAAGCGGCUGGGAGCGGGCAUGCUGGAACCUCCCUUUAAGCCAGAUCCCCAGGCUAUUUAUUGCAAAGACGUUCUGGAUAUUGAACAGUUCUCCACAGUGAAAGGCGUGGAGCUGGAGCCCACCGACCAGGAUUUCUACCAGAAGUUUGCCACCGGCAGUGUGCCCAUUCCCUGGCAGAAUGAGGUGCAGGCCUUGUACAGUGAUGGCUGGGACUGCUGUGUGGCUGACGUCACCGGUGUGGCUAACGGCGCCUGCUCUGCCUCUCUCCUUCCAUGUCUCCCUGCCCCCUCUAGGAUUGCUGUGGAAACUGCAGCGACAGCGAGGAGGAGCUCCCCACCCGCCUGUAGCCCCCAGGCCGAAGCCCCCGCCGGCGGCUGGCGGUAGCAGCUCUUUGCAGUGCUGUUUACAGUUUUGCACAGUGGUCUUCCCCCCAGCGUCUACUCAAGUCGUGGCCGGGGGAAACGUAGCCGGAGCCGUCCCGCCUCCUGUGUCCCCACCCCACCACCCCACCCCACAGCCCACGGCCUGGCUGGGUUUGGCAAGGCGUGGGGUCAUCCCUGGGACAAAGGUGCGUCCCUGCAGCUCUCCCGUGCGGAGCGCGGGGCUCUGUGUAUUUAUGUAUUUGUACGAAUGUAUAUAGCAACCAGAACCUUCUGGAUCUCAACAGGAAGGUGGCACCCCGGCCUCAGGCCUCAGCUCCCCCGCCACCCCCUCCCCUCGGGGUGGGGGGGGGGGCAGCCAGCCUUCAUUGGGAGAGCUAGAGCUGGGGGCAAGAACCACUGCCAAACUUGGGGUUUCUCAGGCCCAGCCUGGAUGGACUGAGGCGUAGCCAGGACGCACCCCUGAAUCCCCAGCACGGUACGGGGCCAGGACUGACCUCGAGACUCGCACCUGCCCUUGCUGCUUCGGAUUCAGGCCACCUCCUGGGGCCCAGUGCUGCACAUGUGUCAGAGCUGGAGUUCAGGUGUCUGGGUCUCUUACGCCUGUGCUAACACGUGACCAGAGCGAUCGGGUGGACUGGAGGACCCAUCGGACCACUGCCCAAGAUGCCCCUCCGCCUCUCAACUCCUAGGACACCUUGUUCUGUAGGCUGCUGGGCCUCUUCCUGAAGACAUCGCUCAGUAAUGUCCCGGUCCAGGCCAUCGGAAGGGGAAACGGUGUCCCUGGCCCAUGCUCUCCAACAUUCCAGAAUAUUCCUUCAUUAACAGUAGACACACGU
Messenger RNA from Dipodomys ordii (Ord's kangaroo rat), 2239 nucleotides. RefSeq names its product G protein-coupled receptor kinase 6 (gene Grk6). The record is from RefSeq and is a predicted model, not a curated record. Gene Ontology annotation, molecular function: G protein-coupled receptor kinase activity; ATP binding. The coding region runs from base 31 to 1404 and encodes 457 amino acids. The transcript has 12 exons. Gene Ontology annotation, cellular component: cytoplasm; plasma membrane. Gene Ontology annotation, biological process: protein phosphorylation; regulation of signal transduction. Lineage: Eukaryota; Metazoa; Chordata; Mammalia; Rodentia; Heteromyidae.